AAAAAAAAAAAAAAAAAAAGGGUGGAUGGCGUGACUUGAGUAGGCCUCAGCAUGAAUACUGAUCAGAUCAAACAACAGAAUUCGCCCAGGAAAACAAAUGAUGAUAAAUUUCUUAUUUGUUCUUUUGUUCAAGUCUUGAUGAGGACAAUGGCAUUAUCUCGAUUUCUUUUAUGCCACUUUUCGUUUUUGGAACAAAAAGAUUUUCCGUUUUUGAAUGCAUACUGUAGAAUCAUUUGGUAAAUAGGCUAUACAUAGUUAAGACACAUCAGAGAAUAUCAAGUGUUGUUGAUUGGGCGUUGUUAUAACAGAAUCGUCAAAGCGGUUUUGGAAAUAACGUUGGCAUAAACCCCCUUUUUUUUUCAAUGCGUUUUCUGAUUCAUUUAUCUUUCCAGGUGUCGAUUGCUUUGUCUUUGAAUCUUUACCGUAGCUCCAGCGAUACGUCCGAAUUGGACAUACUACGAGUUGGCCAUAGUGAAGAAUCAUCCCAAACCCACACAGUACGUGUCUGGGCAACGAUAUUUCUGGUGAACAACACCUUCAUACUGGCCCCAUCCCCAUCUGUUGAAUUUGGGACAAGAACCAUAGAAAGCCAUAUCACACACACUUGGUCAGAUGUCUCGCUCGUCUUGUUGCCGAGGGUGAGUCAAGCACACUAUAGAAGGCAACAACCGCUUCAAUGAAAACUAUCUUUUGUCACCUUUACUUUAGUUUGCGGGAUAAUUAAAAAAAAA
Messenger RNA from Mycotypha africana, 731 nucleotides. RefSeq lists its product as uncharacterized. The record is from RefSeq and is a predicted model, not a curated record. The transcript is spliced from 2 exons. Lineage: Eukaryota; Fungi; Mucoromycota; Mucoromycetes; Mucorales; Mycotyphaceae. The coding region runs from base 363 to 680 and encodes 105 amino acids.